This is a messenger RNA of Xiphias gladius (swordfish), 2064 nucleotides long. RefSeq names its product DUF4554 domain-containing protein (gene top6bl). The transcript has 15 exons. The coding region runs from base 247 to 1653 and encodes 468 amino acids. The record is from RefSeq and is a predicted model, not a curated record. Gene Ontology annotation, biological process: meiotic DNA double-strand break formation. Lineage: Eukaryota; Metazoa; Chordata; Actinopteri; Istiophoriformes; Xiphiidae.
CAGGGGCCAUUUUCUGCAUUGAUGUGGUAGUGGUACACCUAUUGUUUUCAGAACUUCAUCCCAAACCGUCCUUGCUUCAUUUGUAAGGUGUUUACAGUGGAUUCACAGAUUUAGUAACACUGCCAGCUGUGAUACAGGGUUUCGCAGGGAUUUUAAGUGAAGAUCAUAUUUAGUCGAGUAAACCAGAGGGGAACAUACACAAAUCCGAAAAGGCGGAUUCAGCGCUUUUGUGUCGGUAAACUGAAAAUGCUCCGAGAAAUACAGCAGGUGUUGAGGCUGGUCAUGCUAAUGGGGAAGCAACGACGACAGCGUGGUUUGAAGGCUGCGGGGGGGCUUUUGGUGCUUCUGUGGACCGAAACCAGAGCGUCUGUUCAAAGUCUGAACUGCACCGGUAAGCCUCAGCUCUUCACCACGUUCUUACAAGUUGCAGCUGCUGGGCCCUGGUGCACGGGGAUUAAAAAAAAAGCACUCCAACCUGAUUUAAAGGAGAGUAUGUUUCCCUGUGCUUGGUCAUGUCCCGAGCCUGACCCUGAGGAGCUGUGUGCCUUCACUGAUCUGUAUGGUUCCCUCAGAUUACUCCUUUCCUUUCAGAUGAAAGAUGCAAGACUUUUCAGUCCAGAGUGGCAAUCUCAUAUAGAGGAAUUCCUACGCAUAUUCAACUUGGCUAAUGCAGGGAUUAAAAUCCACCUCAAAUUCAAAUUCAACAAGCAGACCCUCCACCAAGAAUUCAGAGUGAAAAUCAAAAGUAAAGUUACACAGGCAGCCAACCCACCACUGAUCUUGGAUGUCACCUGUAAUACACUGCCUCCAGAGUGUGUGAAGAAAGGAUGCUGGUGUCAGGGAGGACACCCGGUCCUUGGAGCCAGGUUGCCGCUCAGUAUCCCACCACAAGUCAUGGAUCAGGGCCUUUACGGGGAGCUCAGCAUCCAGCCUGUCACACUCCUUAGCCCUUGUGUGCUGCAGUACCCCAAUCUGGCAACCCAGCUCACUGACAUACAAGUGUUGGUCUACAGCCACAGUAAUGUUCCCGUUACAGGCCCCUCGACCUUCUUCCGGGACCUCCCUGUUCAUCUGGACCGUCAAGAACUGAGCCUGCAUCGCCUUCACUGCUCCUCCUUCAAAGAUCUUGUGCUUGGUGGUGGCACUGUGUACAAAGUAGAGCAAGAAAACAGGGAGGAAGAAUCAAGUCUUCCCACAGUGCAGCAGAGUCUCCUGCUUUUCCUCUUCCUGCAGCACAGUGACCCCUUCACCUCCCAGCUCUCUGAUGUUAUGGCUACAGAGGCAUUGAUAGAGCACAACCUGGAGGAUGUUCUGAGCAACAACAGACAUGCAGUCACAACAGCCCUGCAGACUGAGCUACAGAACACACUGAAAGCCCAAAAUCGCAGAAGAAAGGACCAAGAGAAGCUCCGUUCAGCUGUAAAUGUGAUUCUCAGCUCAUCCAUCAGUAUCGUGAGCUGCAGCACUAACAUGGACUUCAGAAAUGCCUGUCUGAACAGCAUGAAGGUGCGUGACACUCAUGAACUAUCGGCCUCCCUCUGUGAAUCUCUGAGGAGGGUGACAUCAUGGAAAUUCACCCCGAGGGGCAGGUGCUACCCUGCUCAGAUGGAAGAACAUUAUGAGAGUGAUGGCCCCACCAGAAGAGAAAUCUGAGACUGUUUGUGUUUGUCUUGAAGGAGUUUUGUUCUGUUUGAAGCCUGUGGAAGCAGUUAACACUGGAAUUAAUAUUCAUGGAGUUUAAAGCGUGGUAGCGGUGCAUGUUGUACAUUUGCUGGUGAUAGAAAUAGCUAUUUAUUUCACCUUUAAUUUUAAAAGUACAUUGUUGUUAUUGCAGUCUGUGUGUUAAAACAGAUGUGAUCGUUGUUUACACAGUUAUAAGAUAGAAAAUGUUCCAGAAGAGAUCUAUAUUGGGGCUGCAACUAAUGAAUAUUUUCAUUAUUGAUUAUUCUGCUGAAUAUUUUAGCAAUUCAUUGAUUGGUCUACAAAACAUCAAAAAACAGUGAUAAAUGCCUGUGACAAUAUGCCGUCAUUAAAUGUCUGGUUUGGUUCAGUUAACACUCUAAA